Cladophialophora yegresii CBS 114405 is the source of this 1599-nucleotide messenger RNA. RefSeq lists its product as uncharacterized. The transcript has 2 exons. The record is from RefSeq and is a predicted model, not a curated record. Gene Ontology annotation, cellular component: endoplasmic reticulum. Gene Ontology annotation, molecular function: dolichyl pyrophosphate Glc2Man9GlcNAc2 alpha-1,2-glucosyltransferase activity. Gene Ontology annotation, biological process: dolichol-linked oligosaccharide biosynthetic process; protein N-linked glycosylation. Bases 1 to 1599 code for a protein of 532 amino acids. NCBI's taxonomy places the organism in Eukaryota, Fungi, Ascomycota, Eurotiomycetes, Chaetothyriales, Herpotrichiellaceae.
AUGUCAUAUUUUGCUAGCCCAGAAUUCCUUCGCGUCCUGCUUCUGGGCUUCAUCACUUCGGCCCACAUGACAUGGCGACGCCUCGUCAAUCAGAUCGUUCCUGAGCCUUACCUCGACGAGUUCUUCCACGUGCCACAAGCCCAGGCGUAUUGGCUCGGGAAGUGGUCACAAUGGGAUCCCAAGAUCACCACACCGCCAGGGCUCUACGUCUUCUCAUACGCUGUCAACUCGAUACGAGAUUUCUUCUCGAAAGAAGGACUCAAACCCUCAAUCAACGAAUGGAGAUUCACUAAUGUCCUACUCUUGUACCUAUCGCUGGUGGCAUUGUACGUUCUGGCAGCUGCUGGGAAGAGAAGUACCCAGCAUGAACGCGUUCUUCAGCGGGAGUUCACCAUCAUCUGCUUUCCUUUGAUUUUUUUCUUUUCUGGUAUCUACUAUACCGACCUGUUCAGCAUUUUCACGGUCGUUGUUGCUCAGAUAUUCUGGUCUGCGGGGACGAAUGCAGAAGGACCAAAGAAAUUUCUGUACCAGUUCUUGCAUCUUGUAACUGGGCUGCUGUCUCUUACCGCGAGGCAGACAAAUAUCUUCUGGGUGGCUGUGUAUCUGGGAGGACUUCAGGUCGUUGAGAGUAUCAAAUUGAGGGUUGGUGCACAUGAGGUCCAUGAUCCUCCUAUAUCAGAGUCCUAUUUCGAAGACUUCCCUAUUACCAGCAUUUCUCUGUCCCAGGCUGCCGUGCCUAUGCUCCCACAACUCCUCCUUGACCUGUGGCCGCAACUGUCCCUCCUCGUCUCGUUUGCCGGAUUUGUGGUCUGGAAUGCAGGCGUCGUUCUCGGUGAUAAGGAUAACCACAUUGCCACCAUCCAUCUCCCACAAUUGCUCUACAUAUGGCCAGCCAUUGUCUUCUUCUCUUGGCCUGUCCUGCUACCUUUACUCACCGACUUGUCAGCCUUCCGAAAACGACUGCCGAGAUGGACUACAACAAUCACAUUCAUCGCAAUCAUGCUUGCCGUUGUCAAUCUCAACACUAUCAUCCACCCAUUCACCCUAGCUGACAAUCGACACUACACGUUCUACGUCUUUGCCAUCUUGAGGAAACAUUGGCUUCUCAAGUAUGCCGCCGUGCCGAUCUACUUUGUGUGCGCCUUCCUGGUGCUCAUAGCCCUAGGUGGGUCCCCAGACAUCACAUUGGGCGCACGAAAGGGCAUUCGCAUCCUGCAUGGCGACGACACCGUAUGCGUGAGUUUCACGAUCGUCUGGCUCAUCUCGACAUCUUUGUCCCUUGUCGCCGCCCCGCUGGUUGAACCUCGAUAUUUCCUCAUCCCUUGGCUUACCUGGAGACUUGCCGUGCCUGAUUACAUACCCCUCUCAGAGGAGAAACGGAGGAGAGCAACAUUGGAGAAGAAGGCAGUGGCUAGCGAUCGCUCGCCCACUCCUGGUCCAUCGAUGUUACAAUCAGUUUUGCGGUCUGCAGCUGCGUUUUCUGAGUGGGUGGAGCUGUGCUGGUACUUGUUGGUCAAUUUGGUGACAUGCUACGUGUUCUUAUACAGAGGGUUUGAGUGGGCUCAAGAACCCGGCAACGUCCAAAGAUUCAUGUGGUGA